AUGAGUGAAAAACAUUUAAUAACACAAGAUCCUAAAAAAUUGGAAAAAUUACAUGAAUUCGCCAAAAGAGGCGGAAUCGGUAAAGGCAUUGCUAAUCAAGAUACGUUGGCAGAUACCGAGGAUGAUUUAAUGUUUUUCACUGGAGAAACGGUUACAGUUUUAAAACAUAUUAAAGAUGAUUAUUUUCUUGGAUAUUGUGAAAGCGUUAUUGGAAGAUUUAAAGGCAGCACAGUCGAUUUCAAUGGCCCUCUGAAAGAUCUUAAAUCAUUAAAAUUGGAGCAAAAAUCUUCAAAUCGAAAUCAUAACACACCACUUUCAGAUAAUAAUAAUAAUAACAUUAGAAACUUACCAGAUUUAUCUAAAAGUCAAAGUGACUUUCUUCAUUCUGAUGCAAUUCAAAAUCAUCAAAAACCGGCAAUAAUAAUAGCCAAUCCACUAAAAAGAUCAUCUAGUAACAAUUCACUUUCGUCACUUCGAAGAAACAACACAUUACCAAAUCUAUUACCAUCAUCAUUGUCAUCAAGUUCAGUUUCAUCACAAAAAUGUCAAAAUACGUCACCAACAAUAUUGAUUUCUAGUGAUACUGCUUCUUAUAUAUCAGAACAUAAUAAUCCGACACCUAUAUUACAAAACAAAGAUCAAUCGAUCGAGACAGAUCAUCAUGAUGAAUAUUAUCAUCCUGAUGCAUCAAAUAAUUUUAAUAUUAAUAAACGAGACAAUAGACAAAAUUUCGUUAAUAGUAAUAGUAAUAAUAUGGAAAAUCAUCAUUCACCUUCACCUUCGCCUAAACUUGCUAAACAUGAAACCAUUACAAAUGAAAAUAAUCAUGCUAUUACUGCUGCUUCUACCAAUUCAUUUGUUGAAUCUGAUCAAAACAAAAAUGUUGUUGUCAUUCCAACCUUUAAGAUAGAUUUGGUACCCGAUACUAUAACCAAAUCAUUAAUCUCUGAACAAUUUAACAUUAAAGAAAAUCCAAAAGUCACUAUUAUCUCUAAAGAUCUCAAAAAUAAUGAAAUAAAAGAAAUUGUUUUAGAAUCAUCCAAAAUUGAAACAUCAAUAGUAAUAGAUAAAUCAGCAAUCGAAUCUUCAUUAUAUCGUCAACAUGAAGCAAAAUGGUUGGAUAUUCUUAGUAACAUGAAUCCUACUAUGGCAAGGGAUUCAAGAAAGAUUAAAAAAUUGGUUCGUCUUGGUAUUCCCGAGUCAUUGCGUGGAAAAGCAUGGCAAUUUAUGGCAAGUGCAGAUAAAUUUAGGAAACCUGGUUAUUAUGAUGAAUUACGGAAACGCCCUGCUAUUCCUAUUUAUGAUAUAAUUGAGAUUGAUAUACAUAGAUGUUAUCCUGACCAUAUUCAAUUUCGAAAAGAGACUGAAGACCUUCAUGAUGUUCUUAAAGCAUAUGCACAUUAUAAUCCAUCAAUAGGGUAUUGUCAAGGAAUGGGACGCUUGGCUGGCAUGAUGCUUAUGCAAAUGCCAGUAGAAGAUUCAUUUUGGUUACUUGUAGCAACCUUAGAAAAAUAUAUGGUUGGCUAUUUUACACCCAAGUUGACUCAAAUUAGAAUAAAUUCCAUCGUAUUUGAACAACUUUUAAUUGAAAAUUAUCCUAAAUUAGCACAACAUUUGGCAGAAAAUGAUGUAAUUCCACUCAUAUAUGUCACUCCAUGGUUCAUGACAUUAUUUACCAUGACCUUACCAUGGGCAUCUGUACUACGUGUCUGGGAUAUGUUUUAUUUUGAGGGCGUAAAUUUAUUAUAUAGAAUUGGGCUGGCAAUAAUGGAAUGUUCACAAGAUUAUAUCCUUAAAGAAUGUCCAACAAGUUCAGAAAUCUUGGAGUUUUUAUUACAUAUCCCACAUGAGUUUUUGACACCAGAUUUAUUGUUAGAAGCAGCUUUUAAAAUCAAGGUUAAAAAUCGUGUUAGAAAAUUAACAAAGAAAAUUGAGGCAAUGGAAAGGGAAAAAGAUAAUAUUAAUAAUCUUGAUUUUGUUAAUGGAACUAAAAAAUCAAAAAAUGAGAAAUUAAAGAUUAACGGUGUUGAAUUUAAAUUAGUCGGUGAGGGAGGUCAAUAA
Molecule: messenger RNA, 2061 nt
Organism: Entrophospora candida
Lineage: Eukaryota; Fungi; Glomeromycota; Glomeromycetes; Entrophosporales; Entrophosporaceae
Source: the annotation of a GenBank genome assembly